This is a messenger RNA of Uloborus diversus, 714 nucleotides long. Its product is annotated as transmembrane emp24 domain-containing protein 5-like. NCBI's taxonomy places the organism in Eukaryota, Metazoa, Arthropoda, Arachnida, Araneae, Uloboridae. Gene Ontology annotation, cellular component: endoplasmic reticulum-Golgi intermediate compartment; Golgi apparatus; COPII-coated ER to Golgi transport vesicle. The record is from RefSeq and is a predicted model, not a curated record. The transcript is spliced from 4 exons. Bases 1 to 714 code for a protein of 237 amino acids. Gene Ontology annotation, biological process: intracellular protein transport; endoplasmic reticulum to Golgi vesicle-mediated transport; Golgi organization.
AUGGUGCGGUACUUAAUAUACUUGACAUUCAUUUCUCUUUCGUGUGCGUCAGUUAAAAGCCAAAAAUAUCCUUAUGAUGGAUACGAAAAUGAAUUGACUAUUACUGUAACACCUGGUGGUAUUGAAUGUUUUUUUCAAAAGGCAAAAACUGGAAGCACAUUAGAACUGGAAUACCAGGUUAUUGAUUCAAGUUUUGGAGACGUUGAAAUUCAACAGGAGUUACACAUUAACUUUCAACUAUUAUCUCCUACUGAACGGGAGCUGAUUUCUGAUUUCAAGCAGUCAGAUGCCACACAUAGGCAUGAUGUUAAAGAAGAGGGUGACUACAAAUUUUGCUUUGACAAUCGAUAUAGUUCUUUCUUUAAGAAAACUGUAUAUUUUGAAGUUUAUGUUGAUUCAGAGGAUUAUGAUGAAAAAUGGGAUGAUAUUGAUUUUAUGCCUGAAUUACUUUACAAUGACACCAUGGAUCAACUUAAAAUAUCAAUUGCCAAGCUGAAAGAAGAUCUGAAUAAAAUCAAACACCAUCAAGACCAACUAAAAGCUAUUGAAUCACGAGAUCGUAAUAUUCAAGAACAUAAUUUUACUAGAAUUAAUCAAUUUUCUAUUUUUAUAAUUGUUGUAAUGGUUGUUGUAGGGGCAAUACAAGUAGUCAUGGUUAGAAGUUUGUUUGAGGAACAUAGUAAAUUACAUAAGGUCUUUAAAAUGUUAUCUUGA